Molecule: messenger RNA, 5289 nt
Organism: Iphiclides podalirius (scarce swallowtail)
Lineage: Eukaryota; Metazoa; Arthropoda; Insecta; Lepidoptera; Papilionidae
Source: the annotation of a GenBank genome assembly
AUGUCCCUUCGGAACAAGAAAACCACCCGCAGUUGGAUAGAGAGCACGUUUCAGAAGCGGGAGUGUAAAUAUUUCGUGCCUAGCGCCAAGGACGAGCAUGUAUGCUGGUGUGGUUUGAGCAAAACCGCCCAUGGCUCAAACGCGGCCACUGCGGCGCCGGGGGAGGCGUGGGUCCCAGCGAGGCACACGCAGUCAGCACCAACCGACGCCUACGGAACCGUCGAGUUCCAAGGCGGGCCACAUCCCACAAAAGCUCAGUACGUCCGUCUAUCCCACGACACACGACCCGACCUGAUUGUUCAACUGCUGACGAGGGAAUGGGCGCUGGAUCGGCCGAAGCUCCUGAUUACCAUCCAAGGUGGAAAAGCCAAUUUCGACUUGCAACCGAAGCUGAAGAAAGUGCUGAGGAAAGGUUUGCUGAAGGCCGCCAAGACCACGGGCGCUUGGAUCUUCACCGGGGGAACCAACACUGGAGUGACUCGUCAAGUUGGUGAUGCCCUACAGCUGGAGCGGUCGCAGCGAGCUGGUAGGGUAGUCAGCAUUGGAAUUGCUCCUUGGGGUAUUGUGGAAGGCGCUCACGAACUAAUAGGAAGGGGACGCGAUGUACCAUACCACGCUAUUGCAUCACCUAGAUCGAAGCUGGCCGUGCUGAACAACCGUCACGCUUACUUCCUGCUGGUGGACAAUGGCUCGGUGGGCAGAUACGGUGCGGAGAUCGUGCUCCGCAGGAAACUGGAGAAGUACAUCGCCGCGCAGAAACUUCACCCCUACACACACUCGUCCACGCCGGUCGUGUGCCUGGUCAUCGAAGGCGGCACGAACACUGUGCGCGCGGUGUUGGAGUACGUCACCGACACACCGCCCGUCCCCGUCGUGGUGUGCGACGGCAGCGGCAGAGCGGCGGACCUCAUCGCCUUCGUCCACAAGUAUGCAUCGGAGACCGGGGAGCAGACGGUCCUAGAAUCAAUGCGGGACUACCUCAUCGGGACCAUCCAGAAGACCUUCGAGGUGGGGCUGCAGCAGGCGGAGUGCCUCUACAGCGAACUGCUGCAGUGCACGAGGAAAAAAAACUUGAUCACCGUCUUCAGGAUUCAAGAGAGGGCCGAAGGUGGCGAAGUCCAAGAGCUGGACCAGGUCAUACUGACUGCGCUGUUCAGAGCACAGCACCUGUCACCAAGCGAGCAGCUCUCCCUUGCCCUGACCUGGAACAGAGUGGACAUCGCCAGGUCGGAAAUCUUCGUGUACGGUCAAGAAUGGCCUCCGGGGGCUCUGGACGAGGCGAUGAUGCAAGCUUUAGAGCACGACCGAAUAGAUUUCGUUAAGCUGCUUCUGGAGAAUGGCGUGUCCAUGAGGAAGUUCCUCACCAUCCCGCGGCUGGAGGAGCUUUACAAUACGAAGAGCGGCCCAAGUAACACCCUGCGCUACAUACUGAGGGACGUGAGGCCGCAUCUACCCAGGGGCUACGUGUACACCCUACACGACAUUGGCCUAGUUAUUAACAAGCUCAUGGGCGGCGCGUACAGGUGCUACUACACCCGGCGGAAGUUCCGUCCGAUCUACGCCAAGGUCAUGAACAAGAGCGUCAACGUGCACCGGAACAGCGCGUCAUUCACGCGGCACAACGCCGGAGGUCUGUCCCUCAUCACCGGCUUCAUGCCCGUGACGUCAGAGAUGGCCCUCUUCGACUAUCCCUUCAACGAGCUGCUCAUGUGGGCAGUGUUAACUAAGCGACACCAGAUGGCGCUGCUAAUGUGGACUCAUGGCGAAGAGGCUCUGGCCAAAUCUCUGGUUGCCUGUAAGCUAUACAAGGCAAUGGCACACGAAGCUGCAGAGGAUGAUAUGGAAACAGAAGUAUACGAGGAGUUGAGGCAUUACGGAAAAGAAUUUGAAACGAAAGCGCUGGAGCUCUUGGACUAUUGCUACCGUCAGGAUGACGACCAAGCUCAGCAGCUGCUGACUUGCGAACUGCAGAACUGGUCCGGCCAGACUUGUCUGAGCCUCGCAGUCGCCGCGAACCACCGCGCCCUCCUCGCUCACCCUUGCUCUCAGAUCAUACUCGCAGACCUCUGGAUGGGAGGCCUGAGGACGAGGAAGAACACCAACCUCAAGGUAAUUCUGAGCCUGCUGUGUCCGCUGUACAUUCUUCAACUGGAGUUCAAGUCGAAGGAGGAACUUCAGCUGAUGCCGCAGACAGAGGAAGAGCACAUGGAAAACGAGAGUAUGGAAGACGAUAGGAGCACCAAGGACCCUAACGACGCCGAGGCGUUGAUUGGCUCAGGGGCCGAAUGCGACACACGUGUCGAUCAGAAUGGGAAAGUUGGUAAAAUAGGGUGGGAGCCCUCGUACAGGGAGCUACCUGAAUACCACGCGCCCGAGGACAAGCGGAUGAGGCCUCUGCGGCUCAGGAAGAAGAUCUACGAGUUCUUCACCGCGCCGAUCACGAAGUUUUGGGCCGACUCCAUCGCCUAUAUUCUGUUCCUUCUGAUGUUUACAUAUACAGUAUUAGUCAAGAUGGACCUGACGCCAUCGUGGCCAGAGAUUUACUCUAUAUGUUAUAUUUUAACGUUCUUAUGUGAGAAGAUAAGGGAAAUUAUUACGUCCGAACCAGUUGCUAUUAGACAUAAGUUCAGUGUGUGGGCGUGGAAUAUGUGGAACAUUUACGACGCAGGCUUCAUUAUAUUUUUCCUCGUCGGUCUAACUCUACGACUAAGAGUCAGCUCUAUGGACGUCGGUAGAGUCAUAUACUGCGUAGAUAUAAUUUAUUGGUAUUUAAGGAUACUCAAUAUUUUGGGUGUCAAUAAAUAUUUAGGUCCAUUGGUAACGAUGAUGGGUAAAAUGGUAAAGAAUAUGAUAUACUUCGUGGUGCUAUUAUUAGUCGUACUGAUGUCGUUUGGUGUGGCGCGGCAGGCUAUACUCUACCCUGAUAAGGAAGCUAGUUUGUAUUUAAUCAGAGAAGUGUUCUUCCAACCCUACUUCAUGCUUUACGGUGAGGUGUUCGCCGAACAAAUGGCGCCGCCGUGCGGGCUGCCCGGCCUGGAGAAGUGUCGGGUCGGCCAUUGGGUGCCGCCCGUUGUCAUGAGCGUGUACCUACUCAUCGCCAACAUUUUACUUGUCAACCUUCUCAUAGCCGUUUUCAAUAACAUCUUCAUCGAGGUCAACGGAGUGUCGCACCAGAUUUUCUUCCAACCAUACUUCAUGUUGUACGGCGAAGUUUUCGCUUCUGACAUCGACCCCGACUGUGGUCUGGACAUAUCGGACCGCAAAUGCGUCACCGGCCGAUGGAUCACGCCGAUUGCGAUGACAAUCUACCUGCUAGUGGCCAAUAUUUUGCUCAUAAACCUCCUCAUAGCAGUCUUUAACAAUAUCUUUAACGAAGUCAAUGAAGUCUCGCAUCAGGUAUGGAUGUUCCAAAGGUUCACUGUAGUCAUGGAAUAUGAACAGAAACCGGUGUUACCACCUCCUCUCAUCAUAUUCUGUCACAUAUAUGCCACCUGUAAAUGGGUGACGAGAAAUGUGUCCCAUAAGCGGUUCCAAUAUGACAAUGGUUUGAAAUUAUUCUUGGAAAAGGAAGAUAUGGAGAGGCUAUAUGAUUUCGAGGAGGAAUGUGUCGAAGGCUAUUUCAGGGAACAAGAAGUUAAAUUAUCCAAUUCAAUCGAAGAAAGAGUGAGAAGCACAACAGACAGAGUAGAACAUAUAACAACGAAAAUGGAAGAUUUGAAUCAGAAAGCAAAUUGUCAAAUUCAAUCUGUACAGAGCGUAGAAUUUAGGUUGAGAAAGCUAGAAGACGUAGCCGAACAAACUAUGAACCAUUUGGCGGUGAUACAUCGAUUCAUGGCAACCCAUCCUUCGUUAGUGAAUCGAGGUUCAACAGACACGCUGGGGCCGCCGCCACCAACAUUUCAAGCUGGUGGUGCUAGGCUAAGGACUGCAAGUGAUAGAUCAGAGGUGCUGUCAGACAGCGACACGGGUGCGGCCCGAUUCGUCGUCCGCCCUGUGCAAGAGGAGGACGAGCAAGCCUCGCAGCCCUCGGACGACGAGCUCCCCCAAUCGGGGCCGGAAGUUGCGCCUGAGAAAGAGGCGGAGGCGGAUUCUAUAUCGACCUCUUCGGCGGGCAGUGUCGCUGCCCCAGACGUGACGGUUAUAAAACCUGCAGUACCCGCGACGCCCGCGCGCCAAAGAUCAUCCGACAGCAACAGAACCGAGCCCAGCGAUGAAAAGAAAGUACCGUCGACGGCGGACGAUGCAUUCUUGCCGGAAGUGCGAGAAGUGCCCUCCGAUACCCACAGCCUCCGGCCUAGGACCACGUCUGCAGGAACACGUCGCACCGCGAACACUAGACGACGGUCGGAAGGUGGUAACGAAUGCGGCAUGGGUGGUCACCAUUCUGUCCAACAUCUGGCCCCCCGAAGGCAACACAGUCAGACCCACUCUGAACCGGACAACUCUGCCGUGGAUGCUUGUUCCCUGCACAAUUCUGUGACAGGUCGCCAGUCGGGCUGGGAGGCGACCGGUGGUGCCGCUGGUGUGUCAUCAGGUCGCACCAGGGUCGGUGGAGCCCCACGCUCCUUGCUGCUGGCCAUGCACGAGUAUACCAGCAUAACCGACGAACUGGAAACCGUCUAUGGCCUGUUCUCACCACCGCACACGCCAAGGACACCAAUAACGUCUCGUCUCCUGUCUCCCGCUAGAGCGGCGUCACCCACUCUUCGGAGGCGUCACGCCAGCGAAAUGUCCAACCCGGAAUUUGCGCUUUUCAUGGAGAAGGAGCACUUGAGGGGAGCCGAAGAGGACGACUACAUCAUCAUGGAGAAUCUUAUACAGCGGCGCCUAGAAAUGGAGUCUAUACUGGGCAGAUACGAGGAGGAGGACGGCGCUGAAGCCGAUGGUGCCGGCGUGAACGCGGUCAGCAUCAGCGUGUGCGUGAACGCCAGCGAGGAGCCCAAAAGGGCGUCGCAGAACUCUCAGCUGCUCACGGUUUCCGACCGCCGCUUGAUACAUCAGAGGCACUCGCUACGGCGGUCGUCGGCAAUCGACAGCCGCGAGCUACCGUCACCUCUACAUCCACUUUUGGGGGACGAAACGUGCGGGGAGGUUCUUCUACCAGUACCCAGACAGCCAUCGGGCGAAACGAACGCAUCUAGCGACAUCUCGCUCUCGCACAUGCUCAGCGAGAACCUGCCACCGCGGCCGUCGAUAGUGCUGGACUCCUCGCAGCUGCCGCGGCAGCGCUCUGCCGAGAACGCCUCGCAGCCGCAGCCGCCCACCGCCUCGAGGCCGGAGACGAUGUGC